This is a messenger RNA of Puccinia graminis f. sp. tritici CRL 75-36-700-3, 2059 nucleotides long. Its product is annotated as CDF family cation efflux system protein. Gene Ontology annotation, molecular function: zinc ion transmembrane transporter activity. Gene Ontology annotation, biological process: zinc ion transmembrane transport; intracellular zinc ion homeostasis. The record is from RefSeq and is a predicted model, not a curated record. NCBI's taxonomy places the organism in Eukaryota, Fungi, Basidiomycota, Pucciniomycetes, Pucciniales, Pucciniaceae. Bases 131 to 1726 code for a protein of 531 amino acids. The transcript is spliced from 11 exons. Gene Ontology annotation, cellular component: membrane.
AAAAGGGAAAAUUAAAGGGACAAGUCCAACUGGCCAACUUCCCAACUCCCAGCCUCAGCCUCCAACAAACUCUCCAAAGACAUUCUCCAGGAAACCGACACAGUCAUAGCCCAGUCGAAUCGGCAAUACCAUGGGGCUAGACUCAUCACGCUCAUUGAGGAUCAAAGUCCUGCUUCUCAUCGACACCGCCUUCUUCUUCCUCGAACUCAUCGUCGGAUACUCCGUCGGAAGCUUGGCCCUCGUCGCCGAUAGUUUUCAUAUGCUCAACGAUGUCUGCUCGUUAUUGGUUGCACUCUAUGCCAUCAAACUCGCCGGAAACUCCAAGAGGAGUCACGAAUAUUCAUACGGCUGGCAACGUGCUGAGGUACUAGGUGCCCUGAUCAAUGGUGUAUUCCUCCUGGCAUUGUGCUUCUCGAUCUUCCUCGAAGCUAUCCAACGUGUCUUUGAUCCCAUUAAUAUUUCAAGCCCACCCUUGGUCGUGUUAGUCGGCUCCUUAGGUCUGGCCUCCAACAUCGUCGGCUUACUUCUGUUUCACGAACAUGGCCAUGCCCACGGAGGCGGACAUUCUCAUCAUGCACAUUCACGCUCGCAUUCUCAUCCAGAGCAUCUUCCUGUCUCAAGCCACUCUGAAAACAAUCACCAACACCUCCCCACAAACCUCGAUCAACGAGUAUCCCAGCCUGGACCAACCGAUGAACAUACCCCACUUCUUACUCCAGCCUCAGCACCCUCAUCUUCCCCAAUGGUCCGACAACCUUCCUCUAGUUCGAUAUCAUCUUAUGACUCCUCAUCCACCGGUACCAUCUCUCCCAAACCUGACAAGCGCCAAUCCCUGAUUUGUGUUCAUCCUGCUCAAACCAGAAACAACAUUCUCCGGGCCGCCGAACUCCAGCGUGACCAACUCACUCACCAUCAUUCCAGCGCCCGCACUCAGCCCCUUCCCAAAGCUGACAUCACCGACAACCUUCCUACUCAGCCCACAAGUGAUCCUGAGGCUUCUCAUCCCCACCAUCACUCCUCACAUUCACAUUCUCACUCACAUAUGAACAUGCGCGCCAUCUUUUUGCAUGCUUUGGGGGACGCCCUCGGCAAUGUGGGUGUGAUCGUGACUGGGCUAUUGAUCUGGCUGGUCCCCACAAUCGAUCGACACGGGAACGCUGGAAAGAACGGAUGGAUCGUUUACGCUGAUCCUACAAUCAGUUUGGUGAUCACCGGAAUCAUAUUUACCUCUGCACUCCCGUUAGUCAGAUCCGCCAGUUUGAUUUUACUUCAGGGGACUCCUUCGCAUGUUAAUCUUGGUAGAGUUCAAAAGUCGCUCGAGGCCAUCAAAGGUGUUUUGCAGGUUCAUGAACUACACAUUUGGAGCUUAUCGGAACUCAAGCUAGUCGCCUCGGUUCAUGUGCUGAUAAAAAACCAAGAUGAUUUCGUCACCAUCAGUCGCCACAUCCGGAAAUGUCUCCAUCAUUAUGGCAUUCACUCCAGUACUAUCCAACCCGAGAUCCUUCUAGAGGAGCAAGUCAACAGUCUCAGAGCGAUGUCGACCACCUCAUCCGCCUCUCCCCCCGCUCGCUCACGUCCAGCCUCUACUCCAACGACUGAUGUUGCAAAUCUCAUUGAUGUGGAUGGAUGUCUGCAACAAUGUGACGAAACAUGCGACCAGGAAGCUUGCUGCCCUCCUGGUAGCGUGCAGCCCCGAAUUCCUGCCGGUGAUUCUACUGCCCCGUGAAAAACAGAGUCGACCACCUUAGCGUUCCGUCCUCGAUCCCUUCCUUUAUCAUCGUUCUUGUGCAUUUCAAAUUCAUGCCCAUCUGCUCUGCUUUCAUACUGUCAUAAUAGAGUUCCGAGCUUUUUUUUGUGUGUGAUAAUUGUUUGGUGUUUCUUUUUGUUUCCACCUACCUAUAAAUUGCUGCAUCUAAUUUUCUUUUCCUGUACUGCCAUAUGUCACAGAAGAAUAUCCAGUUCAAGCUAUAUAGAUAUUUUUGUGGUUGCUGCUGUUUUGGAGCUGUAUCAUUCACAACUGAGUUUAGCCUUGAACACUGAUUUGGUGUUCUGCUCUUCA